GAUAGUGUAGCUAUCUGGCUAGGGCAGGUGCAACAGCGAUCCACACACGCACCAGCACCGGCACUAUGGGAGGCGAGCACCUAGUUCUCGACCCGGCCAUCCGGGACUGGGUCGUAUUUCCGCUGAUGCUCAUGGUGAUCCUGGUGGGAGUUUUGCGACACAACAUCACGGCUCUUCUCAAGGCGGACAAGCCUCUGGACAAGGAAGAGCUCAGCUACAAGCAAACCCUGACGAGGGCGAAGCGGCUGAGGGGCAAUGGGCGUUUUAUCUGCAGGGAGGCUUUCUCGCGGCGAAAGGGCUACUUCACGGCUAAGGAAGGGGGGCUGCUGCGGCAGGAGGACCUCCCGGGACAGGCCAACCCCAUGGCAAACCCCGACAAAAUGAUGGGGCCCAUGAAGAGCCAGAUGGGGUUCGUGGGCACGAACAUGUUCAUGAUGGCUUUCACCUCGUACUUCUUCGAGGGAUUCGUGCUCGUCAGAGUUCCGUUCCCGUUAACCAACCGUUUCAAGGUGAUGCUCCAGCGAGGGGUGCAGCUGAGCACGCUGGACGCCAGCUACGUGUCGUCGACGUCGUGGUACUUCCUCGUGAUGUUCGGCCUUAAGUCUGUCAUCAACCUCUUCCUUCGGGAGACCCCUGUUCAGCACGAGGCGAAAGUUAUCCAGUCUCAGCUGGGGGUGGGCGCGGCGUCCAUGGGUUUCGACACCAAGAAAGUCUAUGCCUCGGAGGCGGACAGCUUGGAUCUGGCUCCGCACGAGUGGUUGCUGAACGACGUGGAAAAGAGACUUCUGGGAAGCAAGUACCCCACGACAUCGGUGUACGACUUAGCGGGGAUGCACGACGACAGCGCGGCUAUGUUUGGGGCGAACGACGGAGGGCGGGCGGCGCAGAAGACUCCCAAGGGCAGCGGCGGAAAGAAGCGACCCAGCGGAAAACGAAGCGACUAA
Messenger RNA from Ectocarpus siliculosus, 944 nucleotides. Lineage: Eukaryota; Phaeophyceae; Ectocarpales; Ectocarpaceae. The record is from the annotation of a GenBank genome assembly.